Neocloeon triangulifer is the source of this 3715-nucleotide messenger RNA. RefSeq lists its product as uncharacterized. Gene Ontology annotation, molecular function: protein binding. The transcript has 5 exons. The coding region runs from base 167 to 3364 and encodes 1065 amino acids. The record is from RefSeq and is a predicted model, not a curated record. NCBI's taxonomy places the organism in Eukaryota, Metazoa, Arthropoda, Insecta, Ephemeroptera, Baetidae.
GCCUAUGGGAGGUCCCAGCAACAGAAUUUACAACUUUUGCUACAGAGUGUUUGCAAACUCUCUGUGCCUCGGACUAGACACAUAGUCGCAAAUUUUCUACAGCCAUUAACCAAGACAGACUCGCUGAUAUUUUUUAAGAGCCUUUGUUCUUAAAAAGGGUUUAACAAUGGGGAAUAAAGUAAGUGCUCAAAGUUCUGCAAUUGCUGCUGAAAAAGACGACGUUGAGAAAAAUGAACACUGCAAUCUAUUGGAGAAGAGUGAAACAUUUGAUAAUGAAAGUGAAUCAUCUGAAUUAACCGAGGAAGAUUUUCAAAAUCGAGCUCGGUAUCUUUGCGCCAGCAUCCACCACUGCUACAAGGUGCGCCAGUAUGUUCAGCUCAUUCUUAAAUAUGAAACCGAUGACUUGAAAGAGUUGAUGAACAUUAAGGAAUUGGACGCUGUCCGGAAGUUCUUCAUUUUUGAGAAAAGAAAGCAGCACAGGUUAACGUACUCAAGGAUCAAGUCAAACAAACUCUUUCAGCACUGGCACUUGUUAAAGGAAUUCAAGAGUCGAAAAGAGUACACCGAAUCCAAUCUGCUGACUAAAGAGCAGAGAGAAUAUUUGGACGAGCUUCUGACUUUCAUGUCUGAGUAUGAAAACUUCAGCAAGUUCGUUGACUCCAUAGCCAAGUCAGCUGAAAGUAAUGCAGAGGACGACUACAAGUUGCAGCAGAAACUGUUCAGAAAGAUGCUGGUACAGCGGCUGGUGGCCAAAGACAUCCGAAAGUUAGAGAUUUUGCUGGAUCUUGACUACGAUGACAAGUAUACCAGUUUCACUGAAAUAUUCGAAGCCUUGCUGAAAAAGAAGACUGAAAUUUUUGACACGAAAGCUAAAGUAGAGGGUAUUUUUGAAUCUUGCCCCACAAACUUGUCAUUUGAAGAGAAGUUUGAACACUAUGUUGUCGGAGUCAUGAAAAAAGCAAAGAAACUUCAUUUGAUCGAGGACGUUUCUCACACCAAGUAUCAAGUCGCUGCUAUCCUCACCUGUCAGGUGACCUACAACAAUGAAGAGACCACCCCUUUGGCACUUCUCUGCGAAUUCGCCACCAUCAAAAUGUUUUAUGCCCUUCUCGACAUCUCCGACCAGCAGAAUGGGGAUGACUUAUUCGCUGGGCGAUUGAAAGCGCUUUUGCCGAUUAGUGUUUGGACCACCCCUGCUAUCUAUUCAGACAUUGCAGACAAAAAAGGACCCAGUCUUGUUCACUACGCUGCCAUGAACCCAACCAAUGACAUUUUGGCUUACCUGUUAGAGAACAAAUUUAUCGAUGUCUCGGACCUGUCUCUGCAGGAGGAGAUAGGAGGAAACAUUCCAUUGCAUUUUGCAGCCCUGCAUGGAUCUACGAAGUGUGUGGACUAUAUCUUAGAUACAGUGAAUCCUGAAGAUCCUAAUAAGCUGGUGAACUACGCUGGAGAGUCACCCUUGCAUUGGGCUGCAAGUGGAGGUGACAUGAGUACAUUCAACCAUAUUUACAGGAGGCAUCUUGAUGAGGAAAAGUGCCUAAAGCAGGAGGGACAGUUUGGACCACCCAUUCUCUAUGCGGCCAAGAACAACAGAUAUGAAUGCAUGGGCCUCAUCCUGGACAAGCAGACAAAGGCGGAUGCAACUAUGAGCGACGAAGACUGCGACACGGCACUUCAUUACAUCAGCAAAGAGGCCAGCUCCCGAUGGUUGGCCAAAAUUCUUAAGGCGAACGCCCUGCUGGGAGUAAAAAAUGAAGUAGGCAAUGCGCCCAUUGAUUGGAUUUCGCAACAGAGACUGGAAACAUUGCUCGACAAGCACACUCACCUUGUCAAACUAAAACGUACUAAAGGUGACACUUCCAGGAAGGACCACACUGAGGUGAUCUUCACGAACCCCUUCGGUCACCACGCCAGCGGCAGUGACAUGCAGAACAUCAAAGCCAUCGCACAGACUCCCAUCGUCGAAAAACUGGCACUCCAUCCCCUAUGCCAGGCCCUCGUCUCCGUCAAGUGGCAGAAAAUUAAAAAAUUCUUCUUGCUGAAGCUACUCUUCUUCUUGCCCUUUGUGCUCUCCCUCUCCGUUCACCCCAUCCUUAUGAUGCAACAUGAACUAAGGAUAGUGGACAAUUCAACUUUGGCCAUCCCCUAUGACAGCUGGAUGGACCUUUCCUGGAGAGGAAUUCACGUCUUCCUUGCCAUUCAAGUCUUCUUUGGCCUCUUGUCUGUCUUUGUCCUGGUACCACCCUUCUUCAAAAAUUCCUCCACCUACGUCAAUGCCAAUAUCAACCUUCGCAGAAUCAAACUUCUCCUCGAGUACUACUGGGAAGAGGUUCUCUGGUCCGACUGGUACGAGUACAUCCUGUGGGUGAUUGCCUUCAUGUACCUGGCGGACGCUAUCAACCCCAUCUUGGUGGUUAUCGCCUCAUGGUUUUCUCUCUUUUACGUAUGCUCCAACCACCCCUCCAUCCUCCCCUUCCGCUACAUGCUUGUCAAGAUUCUCCUGCGCUAUAUCAAGUUCCUCAUCUUUGCAAUAGGACUCAUUGGUGGCUUUGCCCUGGGCUUCUUCCUUGUGGCAAACAAGUGCAAGUUGGAAACUGGAUCAGCAGAAGGGUGUGCCAAAGGUUUUGAGACCAUCUACACUACCAUGCUGAAGGUGCCUUCGAUGAUGAUGGGUGAAAUCUCCUUCGACACCUUUAGCUUCGAGGCUAGUCCCCACCUGCAGUUCCUCUUCGGUGCCUUCAUCUUUCUCAUGACCUGCUGUAUUUUCAAUAUGAUGAACGGCCUAGCCAUCAACAUCACCACAGAAUUUGAGAAAAAGGCUCACAUCUUUAGCACUAUAGCCCAGUGCGAGAUGAUAUGCGAGUUUGAAGUUUUUCUAACGGAAGUCCACGCCUGGCUGAAAUGGCUCGGCCUGCCUGGAGAACUGAGGACCCUGAAUUCUCUUUGGGUGGAGCGCAUCAAGGUGAAACCUUCUACUGGAGAGUGCGUCAACCUGGAGGAAUAUGACAAGGAAAUUCACUCGAAGAUAAACCAAGAGAACUACUGGGAGACAAACGACAAGAGGAAAGUUGCGUGGGUUUGGGUCAACAGGGGCUACACCCUGGACAGCAAAAUAAUUCGGGCUGCCCUCGAAAGGUGCAAGGACAACAUUUACAAAGACCCGGCAGACGUGGAGGUAAAUUUUGAUUUCGUUGGUGAUGACGAUGAUGAUGAUGGAAACAAAAAUUUUGAAAAUAAUGAACCCAUGGCAGAAGCUGAGGUCAUCAUGAACAAUUUACCCAUCGCGAUUGAAAAACCUGGUUUGAAUGUUAUUGUAGGAAGUGAUUUAAUUGGUGAUUCCCUUCACACCGUUUCAACCGUCUGAACCACGCAAUAUUAAAUAUUGAAUAUUUCUAGUACCAUAGUUUUCGAUUUAAAAUUUUAUUGUGCCAAACUUAUAUGAAACAAACAUUGAGUUAUGUUUCAAGAACUUUAGACGUUCCCUCAAUAUAUUAAGAAAUCCCCUUUAAUUUUUACGCUUAUUUGCAAUGAAAAACUAUCGUUUGAAAUUUGCAAGUUUCUAUAAGAAUAUUUAAGCUUUGCCAAAAUAAGUGAACUUAUUAUAAAUUAUGUUAAUUAGAUAUCUCGUUACAAACAUAUUUAGGACCAAGGAAAAAUGGGGUUUCUCUCGUUCUAUAUUGUUAGUUGGAAUCAAAUAAAAUCUAAAAAUAUGUGC